Messenger RNA from Morus notabilis, 1464 nucleotides. Its product is annotated as probable metal-nicotianamine transporter YSL8. NCBI's taxonomy places the organism in Eukaryota, Viridiplantae, Streptophyta, Magnoliopsida, Rosales, Moraceae. The annotation marks the transcript as partial. The transcript is spliced from 2 exons. Gene Ontology annotation, molecular function: oligopeptide transmembrane transporter activity. Gene Ontology annotation, cellular component: membrane. The record is from RefSeq and is a predicted model, not a curated record.
GUUUUACUUUGACUUCUCCGCAGCUUACAUAGGAGCAGGGAUGAUCUGCCCUCACAUUGUAAACAUAUCAGUCCUGCUCGGAGGAAUUCUUUCUUGGGGUAUUAUGUGGCCUCUAAUUGAUACCAAAAAAGGUGAUUGGUACCCUUCGGACCUUGCACCUAAUAGCAUGAAUGGCCUUCAAGGUUACAGGGUAUUCAUUGCCAUUGCUGUGAUCCUUGGUGAUGGGCUGUACAAUUUCUUCAAGGUUUUUAGCCGAACACUUUACGCAUUGUCUAGUCAGCUCCGACAAAAGGACAUUAUCAUUCUCCCCACUGCAGAUCGUCAAACUCUUAAAACAAAUCCCGAAGAAGAUAAUCGCCUCUCUUUCGACGAUCGACGUCGCACACAAAUGUUUCUUAAAGACCAAAUUCCUACAUGGUUUGCUGUUGCAGGCUAUGUUGCGAUAGCAGCAAUGUCGACAGCAACUCUUCCGCACAUUUUCCCCCAACUCAAAUGGUACUACAUAUUGGUUAUUUACAUCUUCGCUCCCACCUUGGCUUUCUGCAAUGCAUAUGGCUGCGGACUCACAGAUUGGUCCCUUGCUUCCACCUACGGAAAACUCGCCAUCUUCACGAUCGGAGCAUGGGCCGGUUCCUCCCAUGGUGGGGUUCUUGCUGGACUAGCAGCAUGUGGGGUCAUGAUGAACAUUGUCUCAACAGCCUCGGAUUUAACCCAAGAUUUCAAAACCGGAUACCUAACCCUAGCUUCUCCUCGUUCGAUGUUUGUUAGCCAAGUCAUCGGUACCGGGAUGGGCUGCGUAAUCUCUCCUUGCGUCUUUUGGCUCUUUUUCAAGGCUUUUAAAGACCUUGGGGAUCCUGACAGUCAAUAUCCUGCCCCUUAUGUUGUUGUGUACCGUAACAUGGCGAUACUCGGUGUAGAAGGGUUCGAUUCGUUGCCGAAUUAUUGCCUCACGCUUUGUUUCAUAUUUUUUGCUGCGGCGGUUUCGAUCAACCUUGUUAAGGACUUCUUGGGGAAGGAAAAGGGAAGGUUUAUUCCUAUUCCAAUGGCGAUGGCAAUACCUUUCUACAUAGGGCCAUACUUCGCCAUUGAUAUGUGUGUUGGAAGCUUGGUCGUGUUUGUGUGGGAAAAGUUGAACAAGGCCAAGGCGGAUGCUUUAGUUCCCGCUGUGGCUUCGGGCUUGAUAUGUGGUGAUGGGAUUUGGACAUUGCCUGCUUCAAUACUUGCGGUUGCUGGGGUUAAGCCACCGAUUUGCAUGAAGUUUCUUUCAAGGGCAGCUAAUGUCAAAGUGGAUAAAUUCUUGGACUCAUCAUAAAGAUAUAUAGGUUUCACUGAUAAUAUUGGAUCUACAUGUAAGAAUUAAUGCAUAUGGAUAUAUUAGAACUGCGUGUGGUAUGGUGAACAUGCCUAUACCAAGGACAUGUUUGUGAUAUUUGUAUUACUCUUGAUAAUCUGUAUAUGUUCUAC